This is a messenger RNA of Somion occarium, 2151 nucleotides long. Lineage: Eukaryota; Fungi; Basidiomycota; Agaricomycetes; Polyporales; Cerrenaceae. The record is from the annotation of a GenBank genome assembly.
GUCGUUUUAUUCUCCGUACCUGAACAAAACCACUAUCUAUGUGCUAUGUCAGCCUUCCAACAAGAUGCGGCCAUAUGGUCCUGAACUUCGAACUUCUGACGGACCGGAGGAUGUUCGUGACCCACCCACAAUCUCGAUCGAAGCUUUUGCCAGAACGGCUCUUACUCAAGGACAGAGCAUUCCGAACACUUGGCCUCAGGAGUAUCCUGGUAUUCCGGGCGGUGACUUCAGUCCUCAAUGGCAGAACUACUUCGAGGUCAAGUAUCCGUUGCCAAAUAUUACAGUACCUUUGACUCGCAGCUUUGCUGGAAACAUACCUGUCAAUCGUGCAGGACAUCCAAACAACACUUUAUUCUUCUGGGGGUUUGAGCGUCGAAAUGGCUCACUGACGCCACCUGCCAAUGACAGUAAUGACGAUCCGUGGGUCAUUUGGCUUCAGGGAGGGCCGGGAUCAAGUGGCAUGCUUGGCUUCACCGAAGAAAACGGGCCACUUCGUAUUCAACCUGACUUUACCUUCACGGCGAAUAACUUCUCAUGGAAUACACUUGCUGACACGUUCUGGAUCGACCAGCCUGUCGGUACUGGUUGGUCCACAGCGGAUUCAACAGGAUAUGUUGCAAACGAAGAUCAAACUAGUGAAGAUUUCCUUGGCUUCCUAUCUAACCUUGUCAAGGUUUUUCCCAGUUUAGCGACCCGUCCGUUGUACCUGAUUGGAGAAAGUUAUGCUGGUACCUAUAUUCCGUACAUCACCAAACACAUGUUCUCUUCGUCCAACCCACCUGUCAAACUACGAAAGAUCGCGAUCGGAGAUGGGUCCCUGGGUUCUCUCGCAACGAUCCGGGAGCUUCCUACUCUCAACAUCAUUGAGACUUAUCCUCAACUUAUCAACUAUGAUCCGGAUGUUUUCAAUUACUUCAAGGAGCAAGAGCAUCUGUGCGGGUUCGAUAUCAAUCUUACCUAUCCUCAGACCGGGGGCAACUUCCCGACCCUCUUAAUACCGCCUCCGACAGCCCAGUCUGCCGUCGGAGAGUCACUCCUACUCGAAUCUGAGCUUCGUUAUUCGGGCUUAUCUUGGAAAGAAAGGAUCGCGAAGAAAUACUACGAGAGGCAAGCACAAGGAUCAGAUGUACUCGAGCGAAGGUGUCAGAAACGAGAAGAAUGGAAACGCGAUUUGUCAAGACGUGCGAAUGGUACCAUCGAUCCUUUUUAUGGUUGCAACCUGUUUACUGAGAUGGUCGACUAUGCUUCAAAUUUUUCAUUCCCGUGGACAAAUGGAGGGUUCGACGUUUACGACAUACCAGAUGGUACCAACCCAGAACCACCUUCCGAUGCGAGGCCAUUCUUCAACGACAACAGAACGCGUUCCGCGAUCCAUGCGCCAACGUCGAAGAACUGGGCUAGCAGUUUCAGCUACCCAUUCGGCAACGUUCACAAUCGUUCUGCUGGUCUUCCUAGUAAUCAGCAUGGAGACCCUAGCGUUGAACCCGUUGCCUUCCUCUCUGAGCUCGCGACAAAUGCCACAGCCAAUAAUGUCUCGAUCGUGUUCUAUUCUGGUAACGAUGAUGCUCAAGUUCAACACAGGGGAACCGAAGUAAUUAUUCAGAACUUCACUUUCGGUGGUAUCCAAGGUUUCAUCAAGAGGCCGUCUACUGCGUGGUUUGACGACGAUGGCAACUUCGCUGGAAUCGUACACCAGGAACGAAACCUCACCUAUAUCUUGUUUACUGGUGCGGGUCAUCUGGUACCUGAGUGGAAGCCUGCUGCGGCACUGGUAUUCCUGCGAGAAUUCGUUCUUGGGAACAAUCAAACAGGCCUGGUGUUAAACGACACCACUGUUGUAGGCGGAGACAACUCGUCCUUGGCCAACGACGUUCUCCCUGGAGGAACACUCCUUUACUACGGGUCUGCCACUACUGCUGGUAAAUUUACUGUCGCCGCCGCCACUUUGGCAUCAUGGGAAAGCUUCAUUGCGACAGCAACAAUCGCACCUGGUUCGCAACUGCACUCCAGUGGAGGCAUGAGCCUACAACCUUAGAUCCGGGCGAUCUCGCUGAUUGCUUGUGCAUUGGUGAUGUGUGUAGGUGGUUUUCAAAUAGCCUGACAAGAGAAUUAUGUACGAGCGUAUCAUGACAAUGAAUUUGUUGCUCAAAA